Chaetomium fimeti is the source of this 402-nucleotide messenger RNA. RefSeq lists its product as uncharacterized. Lineage: Eukaryota; Fungi; Ascomycota; Sordariomycetes; Sordariales; Chaetomiaceae. The transcript has a single exon. The coding region runs from base 93 to 344 and encodes 83 amino acids. The record is from RefSeq and is a predicted model, not a curated record.
CGCAACCACUACAGUGGCGGCGAACUUUGCUCCCAUAACGUUCAGGUAGCCAAGCUAUUAAGCUGGCACACUUGGUUGAUGAAUUCACUGUGAUGAUUUCACUUUUGUGUUUUCUUUUCCGAAUGUGUCUCUACCACGCUAGUCUCUCUGGCCUCCGGCUAAGUUACACAUGGUAUUACACCCGGGACGGGGUUCUGACGCGGGGUCCACGGUCUGGACUCUCGCUCCCGACUGCCCCGAAGCUUGUGUCUCCAAUAACCAGUACUACCCCAAGAAUGGGCUCCGUCGAAUGCAGCCACAGCCACGGAUUUUGCUUCUGCAUCCUGCGGGACGCCGACGGGUGAUGCCGCCCCGCCGAAUGGUCAGUCUUCGGGGGGUGGGACUCGCCACGAGACGCACCGG